AUGGCUAGCCAAAUCUUUAACAGUCUAUGCUCACCAGAUAUAUCCAUUGCAUUGGCUUUAGCAUUCACGGCAGCAUCAAAUUAUUAUUUUCGAAGAGAGGAUGAGCUAUUAUCAGAGGUCAUAUGUUGGGCUUGUCUGCCUAAGAUCUUUAAGAUAUUCAAUCUCAACCACGGCCUUGAUGCCCCUCUGCCCACCAAGCACGAAACCCGAGCUCGCCGACCCAACUCCCUGUGGGUUGUGGCUGUAUGCCUCUCAAUCGUGUCCUUUUGUCGAUCAGAGGCAAGUUGCUUCAAGCUUGUACCAGUACUUACCCCUCUCCUUAUUCUAGCUAAGAAACGGCGGGAACAAAGAGCCUCCGGGUCAGAGGGCUCGGGUGGUAUUGACCGCUUGGCCAACAGUGGCUUGGUUGCAUCAGCGAUUGCUGCCUUCUCGGUUAUCACCCUUACAAACUGGGGGUACAGAGGACUCAUUCCUUCCGCUGUUAUGGCUGCUGCCUCGUUUGUUGUUUACUCCACGUUCCCUGGCGAUACUGAGCGGAGGUCUUUUCUGCAUUCUUUGCCUCCCUUUGGGAGUUUUAUCUCCUCCUUGGCACUAAGAGUCACCGGUAUACUUUCCAUCGGCAUUCUUUUAAGAGUCUCAAUAUUUGGUUUCCCAAGAGGCAAUGUUCAGAAUGCGUUACUUUUGGGGAUCCUGAAAGCUCUCUCCUGGCGAUUCAUUGCCCAGAGUGCUCGCCAUACGUCUUGGAAUCUUGCUGCAAUGAUAACAACAUUCUGUUUAUUAUCUUCUCAUGAUCCAUUCAAAUCGUUAACAAAUGGCGAGGCUCUUUCGUAUGUCACAGCGUCUUUGAUGUCGCUUGUACAGCUUAGUUUGUCUAUUCCCAGUCACAUCCGGCCAAAACGGGUCCUCUACAUUUCGAUACUCCUACCACUUACCCCAUAUCUGAUUAGUAGCCUGGCUAUACACAUUCAUCAACAAGAUGCUUGGGCUUUCGAUGAAGGAACCCCACACCCAGUGGAGGCUCUGUUCAACCAAUCGAAAAACGACUUUCAGCGUCUGUUGCAAAGACAAUCGUCAAGUUUCGGGAUGGCAUGCAAUGAGUAUAGACACAGAUAUGAGAUUGAGCCGCCGGCAGGGUUUCAAGACUGGUAUGAGAUGGCGAGUUCAUCCCAUUCACCUUUAAUCGACGACUUCGAUUCCAUGUACCAAUCGAUCUCACCUCUAUGGAACCUGAGCGGAAAGGAAAUCCUAGACACAAUGCAUCAAGCUCAAAACCGACCCGGGGCAGAUUUAUGGCUAUGCCAAUUCUUGGGCGCCACCUCGACAACGACAUGCACCCAUCCACAUCGCACGUUCGAUAGGCAUAUCUCGCGGUUAUUCAACACACUUCUGGCAAAUGUUACUAAGCUUCCCGAUGUCAGUUUUCUUGUUAAUCAUAUUGAUGAGCCAAGAGUUCUGUAUCAGGCUUCUCCGAAAACAUCUUCCGCCCAAGAUCAGAAGGUUACUAUUGAGAACCGCAGUAAAAGACCAACAUGGAAUCUUCUUACACAAAACUGUAACCAGUCAAGUUCGACGAUCGAUGAAUUAAAAGUGAUCGAGACUUUCGGUCUACCUUUCGUUACCAACAUUUCAUUAGCUCAGGACUUAUGUCAGCACCCAGAAUACAACGCAUCACAUGGCCUCGCACUUAGUCCUGUUUCAUUUCGCCCAAUCAAAGGCAUGAUCCCAAUAUUGUCAACUGGUACAUUGUCUACAAUGGGAGAUAUCCUGUUUCCCAGUCCCGCCUACACUGAGCCCGAAUUCUUAUAUGAUAAGUCGAAAGACAUGACAUGGGGGCAAAAGCGGGAUGGACUUUACUGGGCUGGGUCGACAACUGGAGGAUUUGCGCUUGAUUCUGAUUGGCAGCUCUUCCAUCGACAACGAUUCGUCGAAGUUGGACAGAAUCUAAGGAAAACAAACUACUAUCUACGGAAGAGGGAUGGGCUAAUUGAACGAGUGAGGUCAACUUUCCUAAAUGGCAGGCUUUUCGAUGUCGCUUUCACACGUGUGUUUCAAUGCGAAAAAAAGGCUUGUCGAGAUCAAGAUGCUUACUUCACCAUCAAAUCAUGGGCCGAUAAAGAUGAAGCACUUGGGUCAAAACUCGCCUUUGAUAUCGAUGGCAAUGGUAUCAGUGGACGAUAUUACAAGCUACUUGCCUCUUGGUCAGUACCUAUGAAGCAGACUCUUCUUCGGGAGUGGCAUGACGAUCGGCUUAUCCCAUGGGUGCACUACAUACCUAUAAGUCAGGCUAUGGAUGAGCUCCCAGAGCUGGUAUCCUAUCUCAUGGUGACACGAUCGGGUCAGAAAAUAGCCAAAGAAAUAGCGGAGAAUGGCCGGAAUUGGCAUGGUAGGGCAUUACGUGAGGUCGAUCUUGGUAUCUAUACUUAUAGAUUAUUACUGGAGAUGAUAAGGCUUCAGGAUCCUCUACGAGAUGCAAAUACUGUCCCGGCUUAA
Molecule: messenger RNA, 2490 nt
Organism: Fusarium sp. VM40
Lineage: Eukaryota; Fungi; Ascomycota; Sordariomycetes; Hypocreales; Nectriaceae
Source: the annotation of a GenBank genome assembly